Molecule: messenger RNA, 707 nt
Organism: Micromonas commoda
Lineage: Eukaryota; Viridiplantae; Chlorophyta; Mamiellophyceae; Mamiellales; Mamiellaceae
Gene: RPS13
Product: ribosomal protein S13, chloroplast precursor
Exons: 3
Coding region: 6-536 (176 amino acids)
Biological process (GO): translation
Cellular component (GO): small ribosomal subunit; mitochondrion; ribosome
Molecular function (GO): RNA binding; structural constituent of ribosome
Source: RefSeq, a predicted model, not a curated record
CGACGAUGCAGUCCCUCUGCGCUAGCUUCAACAUGAUGCAGGUCGCCCCGGCGACCUCGGCUCCCAAGGCCGCCUCCGCCAAGUCGGCCAAGGCGUCCUCCUUCGUGGGUCAGGGUGUGACCGUCCAGGGCUGGAAGGUCGGCGGUGUGAAGCGCGGUGAGCUUCAGGUUCGCGCGGCGCGCGUCGCGGGUGUGGAGAUCCCCAACAACAAAAAGGCUGAGAUCGCGCUCACCUACGUCUACGGCAUUGGCAACACCACCGCCAAGAAGAUCAUGGCCAAGACGGGCCUGGAGAACAAGCGCGUUCGCGAGUUUGAGGAGGAGGAGCUCACGAUCCUUCGCGCGGAGGUUGACACCUACAUGAUCGAGGGUGACCUGCGUCGCUUCAACAUGCUCAACAUCAAGAGGCUGAAGGAGAUUCAGUGCUACCGCGGCAGACGCCACAUCAGGGGGCUGCCCGUGAGGGGACAGCGCACCAAGACCAACGCGCGAACUCGCAAGGGCAAGGUCAAGACCGUCGCCGGCAAGAAGAAGUAAGGGACCGGCGGUCCGUACGUGAUGAGAGGAUCGAUCGUUUCUGUCCUCUCAAUUUUCGCCGUUUCGACGCGGGAUGCGCAAUCCCCUCGACGACGUGAUUCUUUGUAAAGAGGCGGGUUUUGGUUGCUGAGCGUUUUUAUCUGAUUGAUGACAAAAAACACACUCGACGUC